Molecule: messenger RNA, 1417 nt
Organism: Misgurnus anguillicaudatus (oriental weatherfish)
Lineage: Eukaryota; Metazoa; Chordata; Actinopteri; Cypriniformes; Cobitidae
Source: RefSeq, a predicted model, not a curated record
AUAAAUACUUAAGAAGUAAUUAACUAAUCUAGAAACUGGUGAUUAAAAAUAGGAAGGAGCAAAAAAUCAGAAAGGGGUAAAAGGAAACAAAAUUGAUUUCUGUUCUCUUAUUGCUACUACAGAAAGUAAAAGUAAACCAGGUAUAAGUAGACAAUCUGUGCCUCUGUGUCAUUAGCCGUACACCACAGAUUGUAUGUAGGGAAAACUUCUGCAUUUGUUUGAAAAUGAGUACCAACCCUGCAGGUGAAGCUCCAGAAUUUCAAACUCCAUGGAGGGCAGUGACUUGGGGGAAAGGAAAGAAAGACUCUUUAAUACUUGGCAUCAGACAAAUCCAACCAUCCAUAACAAAUCUGAAAUGCUUGAGAGUGAUAGUGGUCGGCCCAUCUGGUUCAGGAAAAUCAAGUUUUAUAAACUCUGUUAAUAAUGCCUUCCAAGGACGAAUAACUAGCAAUGUGUUCAGUGAUUCCGCUGCUGGUGGUGAAAGUUACACAAGGGAACAGUACAGAGAAUUUAAAAUGAAAAUUGGGAAUUCAAAAUUGCCCAUUGUCUUCAAUUAUGUCAUGGGCCUGGAAGCAGAAGACAAGAAAGGAUGCCAUCCGGAUGAUAUCAUCCAAGCCAUAAAUGGCAACAUAAAAAAUGGAUAUGAGUUUAAUCCUGAAAAACCAAUAUCUCCAGAAGACCCAUACUAUAAUAAAGACCCAGAUCUCUCUGAUGAGGUCUACUGCCUGGUCUAUGUUUUAGCAGCUGAUAAGGUCAAGUUGGCGCAGGAUGAUAUUUUAAAGAAGCUGAGAAACAUUCGUCUGAAAAUUACCAAGACUAUCGGGUUGCCUCAGGUGGUUGUCAUGACAAACGUGGAUCAAGUGUGUCCUGUGGUGAAAAACAAUUUUUUGAGGGUCUACCACAGCAAGAGAAUUAAGGAGAAGAUGGAAUUGUGCAGCAGUUCACUGGGGCUUCCAAUGUGUCACAUCUUUCCAGUGAAGAACUACCAUGAAGAAAUUGAAUCAAAUGACAACCUGGAUGUUCUGAUUUUACAAGCAUUAACACAAAUUAUACAACUUGCUAAUGACCAUGUAGAGAUUCACGUAGAAAACAAAGACACACAAAAUGUGAGAGAGAAACAACCAAAAUCUGAGUGAGAAAUUGUGAAGAUUUGGGAACUAUACAUUUAUUAUGGUGGUUUACAACACCACACAUUUAGUGUAUUAAUAUGUUGAUUAAAAUUGCAUAUUUUAUUUUUAAUCAGUGAUAGUUAAUUUUACACAAAUAUAAUCUGUUAGAAUAAUGAUUUUGAAGCCAGUGUAGCAUGAUUUAGUGUUGAGGAUAAAAUCUAAAGAAGUUUGAUUUCCACUUUCCAUACAUGAAAAUGUACUGUUUUAUGUGUUGUAAUUUCAAAUGAAAAAAUAAAUGAAUAUGAACU